AUGUUAGAAGUUGUGAUCCAUGGCUCGGACGGAAUCAAAGCAGAAUUCCGCAAUGUCCCAAUUCCACAACCCAGCGACGAUGAAGUUUUGAUCAAAGUAGUCGCGACUGAUUCGAAUCCAAAGGAUUGGAAGGCGGCGAUGGGGUCCCCUGUCAUGUCAAGCGUUCCUCCUCCGAUGAAUCAGGGUGAUGACAUUGCUGGGAUUGUCUCUUCUGUUGGUCAGAAUGUCUUGGAGUUUAAGCCAGGAGAUCGAGUUGCGGCAUUUCACAGAAUGCUGAAGCCGGGAGGCUCCUACGCAGAAUAUGCCAUUGCUCCCUCUCGCACAACGUUCCACAUCCCUCGCAAUAUAUCUUUUGAAGAAGCGGCGACUCUACCCCUCUCGGCCAUGACAGCUGGACUUGCACUUUAUCAAAAUCUAGAGAUCACUGCUCCUUGGGCCCGAACAUCUGAGCCACACCCGAUUCUGAUCUAUGGAGGAGCGUCUGCAGUAGGUGCUUUUGCUUUGCAAUUCGCUCGACUCAGUGGGCUCGAUCCUAUUAUCACGGUGGCUGGCAAUGGGAUUGAAUUCGUCCGUUCUUUGAAUGUAACAAGCCAUAUCAUCGAUUACCGCAGUGAGGACGUGGCAAUAAGGGUCAAGGACAUCUUGAAUGGUCGACGUCUCUUGCAUGCUUUUGAUGCAAUCUCAUCUGGUGGUACAUGGGAGACCAUUCUGAAAGCACUAGGUCCAAAUUUUGCUGCAACGCGCCUGGACAUGGUUGAUCCUCCGAGUCCUAUUCCAGAAUGGCCUCAAGGCCUCAAAUUCAGCCGAACAUACGUGUCCUCGGCGUAUGGAGAACCACACACCUAUCGAAACCAAGACGAAGCAGAUGGUGACCACGAUUUUGCCUACAUGUUCUAUAGGUAA
Molecule: messenger RNA, 903 nt
Organism: Exophiala bonariae
Lineage: Eukaryota; Fungi; Ascomycota; Eurotiomycetes; Chaetothyriales; Herpotrichiellaceae
Exons: 3
Coding region: 1-903 (300 amino acids)
Molecular function (GO): oxidoreductase activity, acting on NAD(P)H
Source: RefSeq, a predicted model, not a curated record